AUGAGAAUGACCAUCAUCCUUAUCUUUCUUCUCCUUGCGCCCUCAGUCAGCGAUGGACUCCCAAGCUCUGCAUCCAACGGACUGGACAAAGAAAAAGUUCUUGCUAUCCACAGAAAAUUCGAAGACGUCGAAAGCGAAAUAGAAGGACAACUAAAAUUAUCACCAGCAAGGGAAAGGAAUCUUCGAGCGAAGCUUAAGGCAGUGAUUGCAUUCAAAAGGAAGCAAGUACACUCUGAAGGAGACAAUAUCGACGAGAUCAAUAGAAGAAGCAAACUUGGAAAACUUUUAUAUCAAGGCGACAUUAUGUUGACGAACCGCCAAGCCGAAGAAAUUAUCUCCGGCAUAGAGCAUGAAGAAACUAAUCGUACGAAAAGACAAGCGUUCCGUGAUGAAAAAUAUCCUAAAACGAUAUGGCAAGAUGGAGUUAGCUUCUAUUUCGACUGGUCUUCUUUAAGUACGGAGUAUGCAAACAUCUUUAGAAAGGCUACCCAGGAAUGGUCGAAGGACACGUGCAUUGAUUUCCGCGAAGAUUAUUUGGCAACUGACAGGAUCCGCGUUGUUGCUCAGAGUGGUUGUUGGUCGUAUGUGGGUAGACUUGGUAAAGAACAACCUCUAUCGCUGGGAUAUGGAUGUGGCACGGUUGGAAUUGCUGUACAUGAAAUAGGCCACGCUCUUGGAUUGUUCCAUACACAAUCAAGGCAUGAUCGAGAUAACUACGUCUACGUCAAUAUUGACUAUAUUCAGCCCGGUUGGAAAAGCCAGUUCAACAAAGAAUCUACAGCUACGAAUGAGAACUAUGGUGUACCGUAUGAUUAUGGAAGUAUAAUGCACUACAAUGCAAGAGCUGCUUCACUCUACGAAUUACAAUCACUAAUCCCAAGAGAUACGAGAUAUGCUCAAACUUUGGGCUCACCUUUUCUUUCCUUUUACGAUUUGCUCAUGGUUAACAAACAUUACAAUUGCCUUAACUGCGACCUUAAGACUUCCGCAAAGUGUGAAAUGGGAGGAUUUCCUCAUCCGCGAGACUGCAAUAGAUGUAUUUGUCCUAGCGGUUUUGGAGGCGAUCUUUGCAAUGAAAGACCACAAGUAGGUUGUGGUGCGACUGUGGACGCCAAGGACUCCUACCAAACACUUGAAAUCAACGUCGGAGAUAAAAGAUAUGGUGAUCAGGACAGAGAAGAUUUUAUGAGAUGCAAUUACUGGAUCAAGGCACCGGAAGGCUCUAUCAUUGAAGUUCAAAUUGUGAGAAUCACUAAUGGGCUUGCUAAUGAUGGUUGCGUUUAUGCUGGGGUUGAGAUAAAAACUCACGCAGAUUUGCGCCUAACCGGCUACCGAUUCUGCGCCGAUGAAGACGCUGGAGUAACUCUUAGGUCAAACUAUCAUAUAGUUCCUGUUAUGGCUUAUAACCGACUCUACGAAACAGAGAUAGUUCUCAAGUAUCGCAUAGUUCCCGGAGGUCGACCGAUGCCCACAACACCGCCAACGUAUACAAUAGAAUCAGAAUCAGGCUCUGGCCCUGAUUCUGGCUCUGGCUCUGGUCCUGGCACUGAUUCUGACUCUGGGCCUAAAUGCAAAGAUGAUAAGAAGUGCUCCAUUUUAAUGAGUGUAAAGGAUUUCUGCAACAGCAUAUUUCCUGAGCGGAUCAAGAGGAGAUACUGUGCGAAAAAAUGCGGAUUUUGUCAGGAAACUGGAAGAUAA
This is a messenger RNA of Necator americanus (New World hookworm), 1698 nucleotides long. RefSeq lists its product as uncharacterized. Gene Ontology annotation, biological process: molting cycle, collagen and cuticulin-based cuticle; proteolysis. Bases 1 to 1698 code for a protein of 565 amino acids. The transcript is spliced from 16 exons. The record is from RefSeq and is a predicted model, not a curated record. Lineage: Eukaryota; Metazoa; Nematoda; Chromadorea; Rhabditida; Ancylostomatidae. Gene Ontology annotation, molecular function: zinc ion binding; metalloendopeptidase activity.